This is a messenger RNA of Mollisia scopiformis, 461 nucleotides long. RefSeq lists its product as uncharacterized. Lineage: Eukaryota; Fungi; Ascomycota; Leotiomycetes; Helotiales; Mollisiaceae. The transcript has a single exon. The record is from RefSeq and is a predicted model, not a curated record. The coding region runs from base 91 to 327 and encodes 78 amino acids.
UUCCAUUGGCCCAGCGUGUCCAUGAUCUCGAUGCGUGUAAGAUGAGAGCUCUGUGGCAAGUCAACCGCUGGAUGCCACGUUCAUCUGCCAAUGCUGGCUAGCUUUUUACGCCAUCAGACGUUGAGCUUUGACAAGCGCUUGAGACUCUUGAGUUCCACGAGUUCGUCCACAUCAUCCUUCCCUGCGGGAAGCACAGCCACAUCUUCUCCCUUAAGACACAGACUGGUGAGAACUAAACCUUCUGAUCAGCCUCUAAAACAACUCAAUCCUUCGGCACUUGGACGUUUGGGAUUAUGUUUCUGUUUCCCUGAGAAGUCUCCGACGUAGCAUUGCAUUACUCGUACCAUGGUGCAAAAUGGGUAAAUUUGAGGGGUCUUUCACACACAUAUGAGAUUGUCUCGCGGUGGAGGUGUUCUCGCCGAUGGGUGUGGUUGAGCCCCCGUUCUCUUCAAACAUGACAU